GAGGCCCUUUUCGUCGCAUGUUUUGUGCGUGAAACCCCUUUGCCCCUUUUCCUUUGCAGCCGGCUGCAGAUUCACAAACACAAAAAACAUGCCUGAACUCAGCGCACAGGAUUCUUCCAAGCGGGAACCCAAAGUCGAGGACAAAGUGACUGUGGAGGACGCCAGUGACACCGACUCCGGCAGCGAUGACACGGCGCCAGAACUUGACGAUGACAUUGGAAAGGCGACUGGACAAAGUCAGAUUGCGCAGGCCGCGGGCAUCACCGAGGAGCUGGUCAGCAAAGCCAAGCAGAGUCGGAGUGAGAAGAAGGCGCGCAAGCUGAUGUCCAAGCUGGGACUGAAGCAGGUGCAGGGCGUCUGCCGGGUGACCAUCCGAAAGUCCAAAAACAUCCUCUUUGUCAUCACCAAGCCAGACGUCUACAAAAGCCCCGCGUCAGACACCUACAUCGUCUUCGGAGAGGCCAAGAUUGAGGACCUCAGUCAACAAGCCCAGAUGGCAGCGGCCGAGAAGUUCAAGGCACCCGAUGCUGGCGCUGCGAUGGGCGAGCCGGCACAGGCUGCAGUGUCUCAACCUAUCGAAGAGGAGUCUGAAGAAGAGGAAGAGGUGGACGAGGCAGGAGUGGAGGGCAAGGAUAUUGAACUCGUCAUGUCCCAAGCCAACGUCUCUCGAGUCAAAGCAGUCAGGGCGCUCAAGAACAAUAACAACGACAUUGUCAAUGCAAUUAUGGUAAGCUGCAGCCACUUGGCAACUCCCAUAUCUGUUAUUGGUGCUGAUUUAGGAAUGUGUAAGCUUUGUAAGCCAAUUUUUUGUUUUGAAGUUGCUUAUUUUCAGCAUAUCCUGCUGCUGCUAGUCAGUAGACAAAUUGAAAUUGGUUCUUUUGUGAAACCAGAUGCGCUCUCAUUAUUGUGUUCCUAACGGGCCCCACGUCACUUUUUGGAUUAC
This is a messenger RNA of Rhipicephalus sanguineus (brown dog tick), 943 nucleotides long. RefSeq names its product nascent polypeptide-associated complex subunit alpha-like. The record is from RefSeq and is a predicted model, not a curated record. Gene Ontology annotation, cellular component: nascent polypeptide-associated complex; cytoplasm. Gene Ontology annotation, biological process: protein targeting to membrane. The transcript is spliced from 6 exons. The coding region runs from base 89 to 916 and encodes 275 amino acids. Lineage: Eukaryota; Metazoa; Arthropoda; Arachnida; Ixodida; Ixodidae.